AUGAACACGAUCCUCACUAGUAUCCCUUCCAUUGAGGAAAUCAUUGUUGUAGUAUUUGGUCUCAAGGAGGAUAAUUUUCCUGGGCCUGAUGGUUUUGGAGGUUCCUUCUUCCAAACCUAUUGGAGCAUCAUUCAUGAUGAUGUUUGUAAAGAAAUUUGGAAAUUCUUCAAGACAGGGUGGAUGCUUCCUAAUUUAAAUGCCAACAUUAUUAUGCUUAUUCCUAAGACAACUUCUAUGGACUCUAUGGAAAACUUUAGGCCCAUAGCCCUUUCCAAGAUCAAAUACUCCUUAUGUCUGGCUUCUGAAGUGGCUAAUCUUUUAGAUAAAAAGUCAUGGUGGAAAUCUAGCUCUUAA
Vicia faba (fava bean) is the source of this 354-nucleotide messenger RNA. Lineage: Eukaryota; Viridiplantae; Streptophyta; Magnoliopsida; Fabales; Fabaceae. The record is from the annotation of a GenBank genome assembly.